ACAGAGGAGGCGAUAGGAACAGGCGGAACCGUAGACGAAGCCUCGGACGGAACGAUACAGAGAAGCCUCGGAAGGGGAGCGAUCGGAAGGGGAGGGCGGAGAGAUGGGGAUCCGGUUCGUGCUGCUGGUGAACAAGCAGGGGCAGACGCGGCUGGCGCAGUACUACGAGCACCUCUCCCUCGACGAGCGCCGCGCCCUCGAGGGCGAGAUCGUCCGCAAGUGCCUCGCCCGCACCGACCAGCAGUGCUCUUUCGUGGAGCACCGGAACUACAAGGUCGUCUACCGGCGCUACGCCUCCCUCUUCUUCCUCGUCGGCGUCGACAACGAUGAGAAUGAGUUAGCCAUCCUUGAAUUCAUACAUCUUCUCGUGGAAACCAUGGACCGUCACUUUGGCAACGUGUGUGAGCUUGACAUCAUGUUCCAUCUGGAGAAAGUCCACUUCAUGCUUGAAGAGAUGGUGAUGAAUGGUUGCAUCGUGGAGACGAGCAAACAGAACAUAUUGGCGCCCAUCCAGCUUAUGGAGAAAACCUCGUAAAUAGUGUGUGAACUCAAGAGCGCCUAGGUGAUGCUUAGCCUCUUCCUCCCGCCUUCACCAUAGAUUCCCCCGUUGUGUGAGGAGAAAUGCCGAACAACUGCUGUAUGCAUGGGUGGCUGUGUUCACCCGACUGGAAAAUGUGAAAUGUUCUGUAAUGUUGAAAAUGAAGACCCCAUCAUUACUUAACAACAGUUCUGUAAAAUAAUACUGCUCGUGCUGCUUGUUCUAACAGACUUGGUGCAAUUGCCGCGCAUAAAA
This is a messenger RNA of Triticum dicoccoides, 793 nucleotides long. RefSeq names its product AP-4 complex subunit sigma. Gene Ontology annotation, biological process: protein transport. The coding region runs from base 104 to 535 and encodes 143 amino acids. NCBI's taxonomy places the organism in Eukaryota, Viridiplantae, Streptophyta, Magnoliopsida, Poales, Poaceae. The record is from RefSeq and is a predicted model, not a curated record. The transcript is spliced from 4 exons.